CCCCCCCCCCCCCCCCCCCCCCCGAUGUCCCCAGACACGUCGGAAAGCGUGCUGGUUCCUGAAAAUCUGUUUAUUCUAAUGUUAUGUAAACUGACUAUCCACAUACAUGGAUGACCUGGCAGCUGUGAUGUGAAGCUGUGAACAAUUGAUUAGGAACACAUGGAUCCUCCAGUACUGAGAAGUAGAAGGCAAUGGCUACAGUGUUCUGUUCACAUACCAGGGUGUUAUUCCCUUCCAGUAAACUGUUCCCUCCCAUGUUCCCCUCUUGCAAUUCUUAAAUUCUAUUCUUUAUAGCAACAUUUUUCUCUUAAAUCCAUCAUGGAACAUAUGAUUCAGGUCAUGGAGUUUCUGUUUGGAGAAUUUGUGGUGUGGUGAAGUGUGUUUGAUCGUGGAAACAUUAAACGAUUUCAUACAUCCCAACCUCCUUCGGAGACUCAUUUCAGGGAGGUGGCUUCCCCCCCCCCCCCCCCGCCCCUUCUGGUAAACACAGUCAAUGCUGUGGAGGAGACUUUCAGCGUCAUUACACAACUGCGCAAAUCUCUGACAUCAGACCAGAGAGACUGAUCGUAGCUUUCCCUUGUGUGUUUAUGAUAACGUAACAUGGUUCCUUGAUCUGAUUGGCGGACCAGCUCCAGUCUGGACAUAUAUUCCCAGAAUGCAACAGGGCUGUGUGGAACGGAUGAGAGUAACCUUCAGCUUCGGUCAGGAAAGGACAUUCUUAGCUUUACCUCAUUAUUAUUUCCUGAUGAUGAUAGAGACUACAUGCCUGUUACAGCAAGCACAUUACAUUCAAAGUAUUCAUUUGUUUUAAAUGUGUAUGACCAGUGUGGAGGAUUUUACCACAGGCAGACAUUUACUUAUAAUUCCUAUAAGUAAUUUGCCUCUACCUCAGCUGUGUAACAGAUCUUACCCUGAACCUGUCCACAACUGUCAACAUCGUUAAAAUACUUAUUGUUUGAUUGUUUUGUCCAGUGCAUUUCAGUUGUUUACCAGGAAAAGACAACAUUAAGAAACUUAAGUGAUAGUUAGACGUAAGGAGGUAUUUGAGAGUGACAUUGGUGAUAUUAACCUGCCUGCCGCGUUAAUGACAUUGCAAUGACAUUGACCUUUUACAGUGACUCAGUUUAUCAGUCAGUGUAGAAACGUGCUGGUGAAGAUUAGAUAUCAAUUCUACAAGUACUAGUCUUGUGUGUGUGUCUGUGAGUGUGAGUGUGUGUGCGUGUCUUGGGCAGGGGUGACAUUGGCCACUGCAUGCAUCAGUAUAAAGUUGGGACGGUACAACAAGUGUGUUAUAGAGUGGGGUGGUAUAUAAGGCUAGCCAUGCAGAGCAGUCCUGGUCGAGGGAGUUGGAGACAGAGGAGCUCAAAAAAAACUUUGGUGUGGAUCUAAGAGGCCGCCAAGAUUUCGGGGGUUUGGACUUCUAUUGAUCUGGACGGAGACUCCUUCGGACGGCCAGCAACCAUGAGUAAAGGGAAAGACUACGAUAUGUUUGUGGAGAUGGACAAGAUGGGGGACAAGAUGGACGUCCAAAUCAAGAAAAAUAAAAAAACGAAGAAGAAGGAGAGACUGGAGGGCAUGAAGAAAGAGAUGGACACAGAUGACCAUCAGAUACCUCUUGAAGAGUUGGAAAUUAGGUACACCACAAGUAUUACAAAGGGCCUGAGCACCACCAUUGCAAAACAGGUUCAGGAGAGGGAUGGCCCUAAUGCAUUGAAGCCCCCCAAAGGUACACCAGAGUAUGUGAAAUUUGCUCGACAGCUGGCCGGGGGGCUGCAGUGUCUGAUGUGGGUGGCAGCGGCCAUCUGCUUCAUCGCUUUCGGCAUUGAGCUCAGUCGAGGAAACCUCACCAGCUUUGACGACCUGUACCUAGCGAUUACUUUAAUAGCUGUUGUGGUGGUGACAGGAUGCUUUGGUUACUACCAGGAGUUCAAGAGUACUAACAUUAUUGCCAGCUUCAAGAACCUGGUGCCACAGCAAGCCCUAGUGAUCCGCGACGGGCAAAAGAACGAGAUCAAUGCCGUUGAUCUGGUGGUGGGAGACUUGGUGGAGAUUAAGGGUGGUGACCGUGUGCCAGCUGACAUACGCAUUAUCACCUCACAUGGCUGUAAGGUGGACAACUCAUCCCUGACAGGAGAGUCAGAGCCCCAGUCAAAAACACCAGAGUGUACCCACGAGAACCCCUUGGAGACCAAGAACAUUGCAUUCUUCUCCACCACCUGCCUGGAAGGCGUGGCCACUGGCAUCAUCAUCAAUACAGGAGACCGCACCAUUAUUGGGCGCAUUGCCACCUUGGCAUCAGGUGUCGGCAAUGAGAAGACUCCUAUCGCCAUAGAGAUUGAGCACUUUGUUGAUAUCAUUGCUGGGCUGGCCAUUUUCUUUGGUUUCACUUUCUUUGUGGUGGCCAUGUUUAUUGGCUACCGCUUCCUGGAAGCCAUGAUCUUCUUCAUGGCAAUUGUGGUGGCGUAUGUCCCCGAGGGUCUGCUGGCUACUGUUACUGUCUGUCUGUCUUUGACUGCCAAGCGUCUGGCCAGGAAAAAUUGUGUUGUGAAAAACCUGGAAGCGGUGGAGACCCUGGGUUCUACCUCAGUCAUCUGCUCAGACAAAACUGGAACCCUCACGCAGAACCGAAUGACUGUAGCCCACCUUUGGUUCGACAACACGAUACACGCUGCCGACACCACAGAAGACCAGUCAGGACAGAGUUUUGACCAAUCGUCAGAGACCUGGCGUGCUUUGGGAAGGGUGGCAGCGUUGUGUAACAGAGCCAUCUUCAAACCCAAUCAAGAGAAUCUGCCUAUUCCAAGGAGAAUAGUGGUGGGUGAUGCAUCUGAAACGGCCCUGUUGAAGUUUACUGAGCUGACCAUAGGUAACAUCAUAGAAUACAGAGAGCGCUUCAAGAAGACAGUGGAGAUUCCUUUCAAUUCCACAAACAAGUUCCAGCUGUCAGUACAUGAGCUGGAAGACCCCCUCGACUUGCGCUACCUGCUGGUGAUGAAGGGAGCCCCAGAGAGGAUCCUGGAGCGUUGCUCAACCAUCCUAAUCAAAGGCCAGGAGUUGCCUUUGGACGAGCAAUGGAAAGAGGCCUUCCAAACUGCAUACAUGGACCUGGGGAGCCUAGGGGAGAGAGUGCUGGGUUUCUGUCACAUCUACCUGAAUGAGAAGGAGUUUCCCAGAGGUUUCCACUUUGAUUCAGAUGAGAUGAAUUUCACCACCUCAGACCUUUGCUUUGCUGGUCUCAUCUCCAUGAUCGACCCGCCCCGCGCCACAGUGCCAGAUGCCGUCAUGAAGUGUCGCACAGCUGGGAUCCGGGUUGUCAUGGUGACUGGAGACCACCCAAUCACUGCAAAGGCCAUAGCGGCAAACGUGGGGAUCAUCUCAGAGGGAAGUGAGACAGUGGAGGACAUUGCUGCCAGGAAACGUAUCCCUGUGGAGCAGGUCAACAAGAGGGAUGCGCGAGCAUGUGUGAUCAGUGGGGGCCAACUGAAAGAAAUGAGCAGUGAGGAUCUGGAUGACACUCUGAGGAAUCAUCCGGAGAUGGUGUUUGCACGAACAUCCCCCCAGCAGAAACUCAUUAUUGUAGAAAGCUGCCAACGCCUGGGCUCCAUUGUGGCAGUGACUGGGGACGGUGUCAAUGACUCUCCAGCUUUAAAAAAGGCGGACAUUGGUAUCGCUAUGGGAAUAGCCGGUUCUGAUGCUGCCAAGAAUGCAGCAGACAUGAUCCUAUUGGAUGAUAACUUUGCCUCCAUUGUCACUGGGGUGGAGCAGGGUCGUCUGAUCUUUGAUAACCUGAAGAAAUCCAUCGCCUACACCCUGACCAAGAACAUCCCUGAGCUCACACCCUACCUCAUCUACAUCACCGUCAGUGUGCCUCUUCCUCUCGGCUGCAUCACCAUCCUUUUCAUCGAACUGGCCACUGACAUUUACCCCUCUGUUUCACUCGCUUAUGAGAAGGCAGAGAGUGACAUCAUGAAUCUGAAGCCCAGGAACCCACGCAGGGAUAGGCUGGUCAACGAAGCGCUGGCUGCCUAUUCUUACUUCCAGAUAGGAGCAAUCCAGUCCUUUGCGGGCUUUACAGAUUACUUUGCUGCCAUGGCGCAGGAAGGCUGGUACCCCUUGCUGUGCGUUGGCCUCCGGUCCCAGUGGGAGAACACACACCUGCAGGAUGUACAGGACAGCUAUGGCCAGGAGUGGACCUUUAGCCAGCGGCUCUACCAGCAAUACACUUGUUACACAGUCUUUUUCGUCAGUAUAGAGAUCUGCCAGAUCUCAGAUGUCCUUAUUAGGAAGACCCGUCGCCUGUCGGUCUUUCAGCAGGGCUUGUUCAGGAACAAGGUUCUAGUGAGUGCUAUCGUAUUCCAGCUGCUUUUGGGUAACCUGCUGUGUUACUGCCCGGGGAUGCCAAACAUUUUUAACUUCAUGCCCAUCAGGGUUCAAUGGUGGUUUGUUCCAGUGCCAUAUGGAAUUCUAAUCUUUGUUUAUGACGAGAUCAGAAAACUGGGAGUGAGACGAUAUCCAGGAAGUUGGUGGGACCAGGAGCUUUACUACUGAGAGACAGACCCAGGUGGCAAGUCUUUUUAUUAGGUCCUACGGCAUUAGGUCACUACACUCAAACAAUCAAGUCAUGUGUGAAUAAGAGUAGUGUUAAUGUUCAUAGUGGUCCAGUAUUCAAGUGUUUCUUCUACAUUAUAUUCCAUAAGGUACCAGCACCAUAUUCAUGAUUAUGAUUUGUGUCCAAGACAGAAAUCGUUCAGCCAAAAACCUUGUACGUGAAAUAUCAUGUAUUUGUACAAAUAAAGUGAGUGAUAUAUCCAUCAGACUUUUA
This is a messenger RNA of Hypomesus transpacificus, 4822 nucleotides long. Its product is annotated as potassium-transporting ATPase alpha chain 1. Gene Ontology annotation, cellular component: membrane. Gene Ontology annotation, molecular function: P-type sodium:potassium-exchanging transporter activity; ATP hydrolysis activity; ATP binding. The transcript is spliced from 23 exons. Lineage: Eukaryota; Metazoa; Chordata; Actinopteri; Osmeriformes; Osmeridae. Gene Ontology annotation, biological process: intracellular potassium ion homeostasis; sodium ion export across plasma membrane; proton transmembrane transport. The coding region runs from base 1462 to 4548 and encodes 1028 amino acids. The record is from RefSeq and is a predicted model, not a curated record.